Molecule: messenger RNA, 3167 nt
Organism: Pelobates cultripes (western spadefoot toad)
Lineage: Eukaryota; Metazoa; Chordata; Amphibia; Anura; Pelobatidae
Source: the annotation of a GenBank genome assembly
CAAAAUCCUUAUGCAGUGCGUGAGGAUGUCAAGUGUCACAAUGUAAUGUGACUGUUAUAACAGCAGGAACACUGUAGUGGCUGUCAGGAAGAAAAUGUCUACUAGCCAUUAAUGUUUUACAUUGCAGGACAAAACUGACAAUGAGAUGAUGUUCUGGGUGCCUAUAGUGGUCCUUUUAAACCUUUUUGUUUCAUAAAAAUAAAGGAAACCUAUACAUACAGACAGUAUUUCUCACACUAUUUUGAUGUAAUAAAGCUAUGCUUUUAAGAUGGCUUUAGAACAGAGUUACAUCAGUCACUACUUAUUCCUAUAUUACCCCAGGAAGAGCAAGACACUUUUACUGUGAUAUAUGUGUGAGUGCAUGGGAGGGAAUAGGAGGAAUCUCCUGCUCUCACUGUCACUAAUUGGCAUAGACGUGGCAUAUCUGGUGGAUAAAGCACAAUAUGGAAAUAUGCUUUGAAGGAACACUAUAGUGUCAAGAAUACAAACGUGUAUUUCUGACACUAUAGUCAGGGAGUGGCUGCUUAGGUGAGAGACACCCCCUCCAAUUGCAGUAAAAGUGAUUUUACUCACAUUUUCUCCCACGCUGCACCAGUCUUGCAUCAGCAGGCCGCUUCACAAUAUCCAUCUACUCAGAGAUACGGUUAAACAAUGCAUCUCUAUGGGGAACGUUCAGCAUUUCCAUGCAGACCGUGGAGACACUGAAUGAGUGUGCAGCACUGAACUUAGAAGGACCUCUAGUGGGCGUCUAAGUGAUUGCCACUUUACAAUUGUUCGUAGGCAUCAAUGUAAACCUUUUCUCUGAGAGCCUGCAGGGACAGGCUAUAGCCGCCAGAACCACUACAUUAAGCUGUGGUGGUUCAGGUGACUAUAGCCUGUCCCUUUAAUUAUUCCUAAUUUUCAUCUCCGACACAUUUUAUGUAGUCUUACAAAUCAAAAGUGAUACACAGAAGACACAGUGAGCAAAGUAAGGCAUUAGUUAUUAAUGUUAUGGAUUCUGCCAAUCAAUGCUGUUUAUUACAAAUUGGAGCUAAAUGUUUUAAAAUACUUUCAAGUUUAUAUUAUGUGGAUGAAUUAGGAACUUUUUGCUUGACGUGUUACUUGACAUAGACCGAUUCAUUUUAGGAGCUGGAGCAGAUUUUGUGAUGCUAGGAGGCAUGAUGGCUGGGCACACAGAGUCCGGAGGUGAAACCAUAGAGAAGAAUGGGAAAAAAUAUAAACUGUUCUAUGGUAUGAGUUCAGAGACAGCUAUGAAGAGGCAUGCAGGAGGAGUGGCUGAGUACAGGUAAUGAUAUUGUUCAAAUAUCCGGUUUAUUUUCAGAUCUCUAAAGUGAGAAUUCAAAGGUAAUUUAAGUAGAGAAUGUUUCUUGUUUGGCUAACUUGACCUUAAAUUUUCAAUUCACUUUGAAUUAUCACUUUAGUAAUUGUUUUAUAUCCCAAGACGCACUGACAUUUAACUGCAUAUCUUCAACAUUUAUCUAAAAAGUAAUCUUUCUUGUAGAGCUUCCGAGGGGAAAACAGUAGAAGUUCCAUACCGAGGAGAUGUGGAAGAAACAGUUCGAGAUAUACUCGGUGGGAUUCGUUCUACUUGCACAUAUGUUGGUGCUGCAAAACUGAAAGAGCUGAGUCGUAGAACAACAUUCAUUAGAGUGACUCAGCAACUGAACCCAGUAUUUAACAACCCCUAAAAAUGACAGCCUUAAGACAUAUAUACUCAAUUUCAUAAAAUAUUGCCAUUCCAUUUAAAGAAAUACUAUAGCGUUAGGUAUACAAGCCUGCAUUCCUUACACUAGAUGUAGUGUUCUCAUCACUAGUUAGAUGCCGUCACCGCUCAUUAAAACAUAGUGAAAACUUUUUUUUUUUUUUAACUUUCUUCCCAGUGUGAUUUCCUGACUUCGUCCAAUUCAGUGCCCUUGUUUGGGGUAAGAUGCAUGUACCUCGCUCAUCCAAUCAAAAUCUUCUCAUGGGGAAGCAUUGAACCAAAGUGUCCUUUUGUUGCGCCUUCACCAACAAUGAUAUCCCAGGUUCUUAGAAUCAUGUAUACAAAAUUAAUUGUAAUAAUAUAUACACCUCAAAGGAAUACCCCAGGGGGGGGGAUAAGGGGGGAUGGCACCAAGGCCCUCUUGGCUCCAAAAACACAACAAGCUGUAGUGGUUUUGGUGUCUGGAGUGUUCUUUUAAAGCUAACUUCUAAAGUGCCAUUUGUGCUUCUCCAAGUACUACUAGGAAUGCAAACUACCUAAACCUAGGACUGCAUUAAAAUACUCAGAAGCUAGUGAAAAAAUGAAUAGGCAUAUUCAUUUAACAGACAUGCACUGAUUUUACUCAAGAGUUUGUAACGCAGCUAUUUUUCGCUACAGAUGGCAGGGCAGACGUAGCGAAGUUAAGUAUGAACUCAAUGGUGAGCUUCUACAAUUAAACAAACAUGGAACUUGCUGUUAAGUGUUUAAACUCAGCAUGUGGUGACAUGACCACACUGGGACACUGAACUAUUUCUAACUCCGGUUCGCUCCCACUUGCAUGUUUUAAAAUAUUCACGGUUUUAGUUGCUGCCUCUCACUUCUUAUAAUACAUAUCAAAAUCCACCACACUUUGUGCAUUCCAGUGUUAGGACCAAAAGCUGUUGUUUUUUUUUGUUGCAUUUCAGUGUAUGGGAUUAUUUUGAAUAAAACAGUCAUUUUAACUAUAUAUAUUAUGUUUAGUUGAAUUAUUAUGUAUGAAUCUUCUUUGUCACUUAUCCCUCCUAGAGCUAGUAAUGUGAUUCAAAACCUUUAUCUUCAACAUUUUCUUCUUCUUCUUCAUAUAGGAUGUAAAUUAAUUACAGGAAUAACCAGUAUGUCAUCUGGCCAAAUGAGAUUCUACAAACAGAAAAGAUGUAUGUGUUAGUAUGUCACCCGGAAACUUGCCAGGUUGCACCAUAGUGGAAUUCAUAAACAUUCAUUUCGGUACAGCCCGGCCUACUUUCUUAACCAGGGCAAUCACUAUCUGCCUAAGACAACCCUACUACUUUCCAUAGAAGGAGUAACUAAGAGACCUCUUGGUAAAAAAAACAUGCAAGUCACCAGAUUAGUGCAAACAAAAGCAGUGAUAGAUAUUUUUUCAGUUUAAACCAACACUAUCUUCCAUCAAACUGUAUUCUGUAUAUUUGUGUAGAAUGCUCUAGGCGGU